Molecule: messenger RNA, 2216 nt
Organism: Periophthalmus magnuspinnatus
Lineage: Eukaryota; Metazoa; Chordata; Actinopteri; Gobiiformes; Gobiidae
Gene: nucb1
Product: nucleobindin 1
Exons: 14
Coding region: 87-1415 (442 amino acids)
Cellular component (GO): endoplasmic reticulum-Golgi intermediate compartment; extracellular exosome
Molecular function (GO): calcium ion binding
Source: RefSeq, a predicted model, not a curated record
UAAACCGGUCCUGCUCGUGACGUCAUAUUAAAGCGACGCGGACAGAGCUCAUACGCAGCGGAUCAGGCAGCAGCGCAAACAGGAGGAUGGGGUGUAGAAGUGUGCAUCUGCUGCUUCUGUCUCUGUGUGUUGCAGUUUCCUCUGUCCCCAUCGACCGCAAUGAAGUUCCUCAGGAAACCAAGGAGGAGCCUCAGGAGGAGAACAUGGACACAGGUCUGUACUACGACCGGUACCUGCGAGAGGUGAUCGAGGUCCUGGAGACGGACUCUCACUUCAGAGAGAAACUGCAAACGGCCAAUACAGAGGACAUAAAGAGUGGUCGUUUGAGUAAAGAGCUGGAUCUGGUCGGGCAUCAUGUUCGCACGCGACUGGAUGAGCUCAAGAGACAGGAAGUGUCCCGACUACGGAUGCUGCUGAGGGCCAAACUGGACAGCACCAACACACAGAGUCUUCAGAUGGACCAUGCGUCACUGCUUAAACAGUUUGAACACUUGGACCCACACAACCAGAACACGUUUGAGGCCAAAGACUUGGAACUGCUCAUCUCCACGGCGACCAAAGACCUGGAGAACUACGACGCUGAGAGACACGAGGAGUUUAAACGCUAUGAGAUGCUAAAGGAGCACGAGAGACGAGAGUAUCUCAAAGGUCUGGACCAGGAGAAGAGGGAGCAGGAGCAGAGGAGACUGGAUGAGCUGAAGGACAAACACAGACAGCAUCCCAAAGUCAACGCUCCGGGCAGCGUGGAUCAGCUGAGGGAGGUUUGGGAGGAGACCGACGGACUCGACCCUAAAGAAUUCAACCCCAAAACCUUCUUCAAACUCCACGACACAAAUGAAGACGGAGUUCUGGAUGAGCAGGAACUGGAGGCUCUGUUCAUUAAAGAGCUGGAGAAGGUGUACAAUCCUAAGAACGAAGAGGACGACAUGAUGGAGAUGGAGGAGGAGCGGCUGAGGAUGAGAGAACACGUCAUGAACAAUGUGGACCUAAACAGAGAUCGUGUGGUGAGUCUGGAUGAGUUCCUCAAAUCCACUGAGAAGAAAGAGUUCAACAGCCACAAAGAGUGGGAGACUCUGGACAUGAAGCAGGUGUACACGGAGGAGGAGCUACAGCGCUUUGAGGCGGAGCUACGAGACAAAGAGGAGGAGCUAAAGAGGAGGGCGGUGGCUCUGAACCAGGAACAGGAAGUCCUCAAGGAGCGAGGAAAGGCUCUGGAGGCCCAGCGGAGGGAGUACCAACAGGCUGUGUUGGAGAUGUCCAACAGACAGAAGGGGCAGCAGCCUGAGGAUGCAGCGCCGCCUGCUGGACCCAAUGGAGAACUGCACUUUGAGCCAGAGUCCCAGAAACAGGAUAAAGUGGAAAAUGGCACAGACAUUUUGGUGGAGCCUCCUCAGAACCUGCCGGUCCACACCUGAGGCUGAACUCCACCCACACCUGAAACUAAACUCUGGACACUUUAUUUUAAAAUGACUCAUGAAACAUAUUCUUUUGUGCAAUAAUUUCUAUUCUCAGUUUAAGUCGUUUUUAAAAUCCCUCAGAGUCUAGUCUCACUGGUAUCACUGAUUCAAACUCAACAUAUUUUAAAGAGGGGGUAUUAUGCAAAAUUGAUUUUAAUUUUUUUUUUUUUUUUUUUGUAGAUUUCUACUAUGUUAUAACAGUGUUCCCUCAUCAAAAACAUGCCUGAAGAGGGUUUAAAUGUCAUCCAUGCAUGUUUCGAGUAAUUUGGUGAUGUCUCCUAGGCCCUGUUCAAACCCUUCUUACGGUUAGCAGUACAAGCCUGUACAAGGCUCCGCCCACAAGGCUACGUCACCAUGCUCCCACACGAUAAUUCUUCAUAAAUAUACAAAAACAUGAUACAAAACUGUACACAGCAACUUGACAAACCUGAUGUGAGUAGUUUCAUUAGUGGGAUGCAGCUGAUUGUGUUAACAGCGCUCCGAAGGGGGGGUUACAUAGCGCAAAGAGCAAAGGGAGAGGAGACUAAUAACAUCAAAAACGAAAGUGAAACUUAUAAAACAUGUCGAUAUGCAAAUAUAGCAUUUAUAAAACAAUAAAAGGUAAGAUGGUCAUUUAAAUAUGUUAUGUGUUAGCAGUUAAUACCCCACAGAAGUAAAAUACCUCCUCUUUAAGGGUUUAUUGCUGCAUUGUGUUCUUUCGUGUUCAUUUCUGUGGUAAAAGCUUCAUUAAAGAUUAUAACAAAUGUUUUUAAAGUGAAA